This is a messenger RNA of Cyanidioschyzon merolae strain 10D, 669 nucleotides long. Its product is annotated as similar to vacuolar protein sorting-associated protein VPS28. The transcript has a single exon. Lineage: Eukaryota; Rhodophyta; Bangiophyceae; Cyanidiales; Cyanidiaceae. The coding region runs from base 1 to 669 and encodes 222 amino acids. The record is from RefSeq and is a predicted model, not a curated record. Gene Ontology annotation, cellular component: ESCRT I complex. Gene Ontology annotation, biological process: protein transport to vacuole involved in ubiquitin-dependent protein catabolic process via the multivesicular body sorting pathway. Gene Ontology annotation, molecular function: protein-containing complex binding.
AUGCAGCGGUUUCUCGAUAGCAUAAGUGCAGCGACGCAGGCAAAGUCUCCGGCGGAGCACGAGACACUGGUCGCCAUGGCCGACCUCUACGCUAUCAUCACUUGCGUGGAGUACCUGGAGCGGGCGUGGCGCGCUAACGCCGUCUCCGAUGAAGACUACACACGCAACUGCUCACGAUUGAUCGCACAGUUUCGGGCAACGCGUCAGCUCGUCAUGGACGAUGUGCCGUCUGUGAUAUCCUUUCUUGAGGAGUACCACCUCGCUGCCCGAGCGGCGAUGAAUCGACUGCAGGUCGGUGUGCCUGCCACCGUCGAGCAUGCAAACAGCAGCGAUGAGACGCGAAGGCGUAACUUUACAGCGGCUGCAAUACAGGCAACCGAGGCGUUCUUGACAUUCCGUGACGCGUUGGAACUCGGCGAGCGUUCGGUCGACCGUUUGCUCCCGUAUUUGCGAGAAAUCCUGCUGGUCCUCGGCAGAAUGGGCGCGGUUUUUGGGACAGCCGACGGUGACGCUACCGUCCAGAGAGAGCGCAUUGUGCAGUGGGUUCGGCGUCUAGACGCAAUGCACGCCUAUGAGCAGAUCACUGAGGAAGACAAACGACAACUCGCGCACGACGUCGAUACGCUGUACGAUACCUUCCGACGCCGAGUAGGCGAGCUUGAAAUGUAG